CUCAACGAUACCAUAUAAUCUAGGGGUGUAGCAUUUUCGUUCAUUCGAGUUAUAAAAAUUGCUAAACAUACGGUAUUUUUCCACACUAUUCUACUGUUUUCUUGGUCUGUUUUCUUGGUCUGCUAUCCACAUUCACGAUGCUGGGGGAGGACUUUGGAAAGGCAGAAAUUGAUGCUAUAGAAUCGGCUUCAAAACGUGUUGAAAACAUGUUGAAGAGGCCUGAUCAAUUGGAGAGAGUGGAGCAGUUCAAGAGAAGGGAAGCCAGGAAGAAGGCGUCUGUAGAGGCACGUCUGAAGACAGCAAUGCAGUCUCAGCUCGAUGGGGUUAGGACGGGACUGACGCAGCUGAGUGGUGCCCUCAACGGCAUCAAAGAGAUAAGGACAUGGGUCCAUGAAGUUGAUGUGAGGUACAGGGAGUGUGCUGAGUUGACCUCUACACUCGGAGAGGUCAAAGAAGUAGCAAGCCAACACAGUCAGCUUGCAGCUGCUGUGGAGAAUUUGAAGCACAUUUUCACUGUCCCGGAAAACGUCAAGAGAACAGAGAUGUACAUAGAAGAAGAAAAACUGCUUCACGCCCAUAAAGGAUUGAUGGAGCUGGAGAGUUCACGAGAUGACCUCCUUUAUGAAUUACACAAACAGCCAUCAGACAAUCCAACAGAUAACCAUCUCCUGCAAAGAUAUUUCUCAGAAGUAGCAAAACUGUCAGACAUGCUUUUCAAGCAGAUAAGAUUGGUCCUGCAACGUCACUUACUCAUCGCUAGCAGACAGCCUCAGCUGGUCGUCACAUGUCUUCGUAUUAUAGAAAGAGAAGAGAGGAUUGAUAAGAAGAUGUCAGAUAGAGAGAAGAUGGCCGGGUUCAAGGCACCAGGGCGCCCUAAGAACUGGCGUAAGAGAUGUAUUGACGAGCUCAAGAAGGUGGUUAAUAUCAAGAUUGAAGGUAGCCAGUUAGAAGAUCGGAGCAUGGAGCGCAUGUGGUUAGUGCGCCAUCUAGAGUUGAUCAGACAGUACAUGGUGGAGGAUCUUCAGGUUGUCAAAUACCUGUGUGUCCCCCUGUUUCCUCCCGAUUACAAGAUCUUUGAGUUCUUCAUCAAGACCUACAUAGAGAAUGUCUCUGGACAUCUUCAAGACCUGAUUGGUUCUGGCCUGGAACACAAUGAGAUUAUUCAGAUGCUAACAUGGAUUACAGAAUUCAAAGGUCCAAUGCUCCUUGGUCACCCUGAACUUGGUAUAGACAUCAAGAAAGAACCUGAUGCGCUCUCAGAUCAGAUGGUAGAAGAUCUGCAGCAAGAAUACAUGAAGACUCUACACACCAAUAUUCAGUUCUGGAUGGCCAAUGCUAUGGAAACAGAUACCAAGGAUUGGAAUGGUGAAGUGGAGCCUGAUGCAGAUGGAGAGGGUUACUUCAGGACGCAGCUUGCAGUCAUUAUCUUUCAGAUGAUUGAGCAGAAUCUACAAGUAUCGAACCAGAUAAGCAAAGACCUAACAGUCAAGGUGGUCCUGCUCUGUGUGGAAGAGCUCCAAUUAUUCAUUGAUACAUACAGAGAUGCAAUCCGAGACUACAAGACUAGCCACAUGGCUGAUAGAAGCCAGCCAAGAUUCUUCUUCCAGUAUAUGGUGGCUAUUGUGAACAACUUUCAUUCCUUCAUUGAAUUCACCAAACAACUAGAGAGAAGGCAUCUCAAGCUACCGGUAGGAGAGACAGGGUCAACAUCAGUGUUCCAGGGUCUGAUUGAUGCCUUCAACAAGCUAGCUGGAGAGAGUCUUGGCGAUCUCUUGUGGGAGAUGUUCUUAGAUCUUGAGCCUCAUCUCAAUCAGAUUAUCACAAGACCAUGGUUUCAGCACCCUGGUUCCCCAGCCCUUGACACUGUGUCUAUCACCAUAGAAGAUUACCACAAUGACUUCAUCCAUCUCAGACCCAACUACUUUGAAUCACUCAUAAAAGAACUAGAGAAGAGGACUGUCACUGCCUACGUCAAAGCCAUGCUAGAGAAACGGAUGACAUUCCGGACGUACGAGGAGCGUAAGGAGGCUGCAGAGAAGAUCACCAGAGAGAGUGAUAUGCUGGAGAGGCUCUUCUCACAUCUCAAACGGUCUGAGGACAUGGGCAACUCCCAAUGUCAGGUCAUUCCCCUGAUGACCGAGGUCAUUCGUAUGGAAGACACGUCCAUGCUUUCUCUUGAGAUAUCGACACUGGUUCAUCGCUAUUCCGACAUCAGGACUGAUCAUCUGGUCAACCUGCUAGUCUCAAGAGGAGACUUCACUGUAGCUACUGCAAAACAGGUCGUCAUAGAUACGCUUGGUGAAGAUGAUACGAGGCAGAUGUCAACAAGAAGUAUCUUCUCUGAUAUACCUGCUAAGUAGAAGGAAUGGAGGAUAAGGCUCUCCAAUGAGUGAUGGAGAUAGAGAGAUGGGGAGAGAAGAGAUAGGGAGAGAUGUGGGGAGAGAAGAGACAGAGGGAGAUGGGGGAGGGAGAGAGUG
Messenger RNA from Strongylocentrotus purpuratus (purple sea urchin), 2477 nucleotides. It is a transcript of the gene exoc3, whose product is annotated as exocyst complex component 3. Gene Ontology annotation, molecular function: SNARE binding. Gene Ontology annotation, cellular component: exocyst. Bases 138 to 2360 code for a protein of 740 amino acids. The record is from RefSeq and is a predicted model, not a curated record. Gene Ontology annotation, biological process: exocytosis; exocyst localization. Lineage: Eukaryota; Metazoa; Echinodermata; Echinoidea; Camarodonta; Strongylocentrotidae. The transcript is spliced from 24 exons.